GAAAAUAAUGCCGUCGCUCGACGCCCUCUUUCGUGGCCGCCACACACUCGGACUCAGGGAACUCGUGUCCCUGCCGGAUGCAAAGGUCGAUAUCAUCUUCAUCCACGGGUUGAGGGGAGACUCGUUCAAAACAUGGCUUCACGGCAGCGAGGAGCGGGGCGUCUACUGGCCGACCGAGCUCCUGUCUCGUGAUUUCCCGUCUGCUCGGAUCCUCACUUUCGGGUACGAUGUUGACGUCGUCCAGUUUUUCGACCGCACUGGCCAAGGAUCCUUGCGUGAUCACGCGUCGACUUUGGUUGGGGAAGUCGCGACCAGUCGAGAUCCCACCUGUGGCGACCGUCCCAUUAUCGUCGUCGCCCACAGCCUCGGAGGCAUCCUCGCCAAGAAGGCCCUCCUGAUGUCGGCAACAGCUGUGGAGGAGAGCAGCAAGACGCUGGAUCGGAAUAUCCGUGGCUUGUGUUUCCUCGGCACGCCGCAUCGCGGAUCCAGCCACGCUAAUCUGGGAGCCAUCAUCGGAAGCGCGCUCUCUCUGUUUCCGCCGUUUUUCCGUGUCAACAGCAGUCCCGUUGAUCUUUUGAGGCCUGGAUCCGAGCUCCUUACUGACGUCCACGAAGAGUUUUGCGUGUGGCUCAGGAAGAACAGCGCCCGAGCCAAUGUCACCUGCUUCUGGGAAGAAUUGAAGCACCCUCGUCUGGGAAUGAUCGUUCCGAGAGCGUCGGCAUCCAUCGACGGGUAUCCCUUGCGACCCCUCUGGGCGGACCACGUCGGGAUGUGCAAGUUCUCCAGCACCUACGACACCGGGUAUCGGCGGGUUUCCGGAGAGCUCAAGCUAUGGCUGGGGCAGGACGUCAUUCCUGCCGCCGAAAGCAACCUAGAACAGGGGGGACGUGUUGGCACGGGCUCAUCGCCGUUACGAGCUCACCAAGGAUCAUCUCCCGAUGCGGAAGUCUUUCUACGCGGCAUCUGGUUUCGCGACAUCUUCGCCCGCGAAGACGGCAUCUCCCCGCCCCUCGAUGGGACUUGUCUUUGGAUCUUCGACAACGCGGCCUACAAGAGCUGGAAGUCCUCAGCCAAAGGCGUCUUCUGGACUCUGGGCCUCCCGGGCACAGGAAAAUCCGUCAUGAUUAAGCACUUAGUCAGCUCGGCCAGGAUCGAGGCUAGCAAGGGCUCGACAUUGAUCUUGUCGCACUUUUUUUCUGCCACGGGGACUCCUUUACAACACUCCAUCGACGGACUGUUGAGGUCGCUGAUCUACCAACUUCUCCUCACCGACCCUUCGGCUUUUACCGAUCGUGUGGUGCCUGAGUUGACACGGAAGGGGGCGAACCCGGACGAAGCAUGGACGUUUGAGGAUCUCACAUCUUUUCUCGACAAGCUGCUCCUCUACGCCCUACAGAAGCGAGAUGUUCGAAUUUACAUUGACGGCCUCCAGGAAUGCCGUGGGGAUGCUGAAGGCACCCGCAAUAUGGUCAAGAGAUUCCAAGAUAUGCCGAAGCGAUUUGAGAAGACACGCUGCGGUGUUGCCGUUUGCCUUUCGAGUCGGUACUACCCUGCCUAUGCCCCAAGGGACGUGGAAAGCUGCGUCCAAAUGGAGAAGGAGAACAGGGUCGACAUCGAUCGAUUCGUUUCCAGCGAGAUUGCCUUAGCUGAGGCAGUUGAUAUCCCAGAGCUCCAAAUACGGCUCAAAGCGCAUGGCAGCUUCUUGUGGGCAUCCUCUGUCACGAAGAGAGCAGUGUCACUCGAGCAUGAGGGGCAUGGCCUGGACCAGAUACACGACUUCAUCAAACAUGGCAUCCCUGGUGAGAUAAUGGGGAUCUAUGAGGGCCUUCUCCAGACCGUCACGACGACGGAGAUCUCCUUGACGCUGAAGAUAUUGCAACUAAUGGGGUGCUCCCCUCACGAAAGCAUCGACUUGAGCGAAUUGGUUCGGGCGAGUAACGCACCAGAUGCUUUAGGAGAGCAGGUUCAUGACUCCACUGAACCGAUAACCGUGGUUGAACUCGCGCGUCGGCUGCCGAAUGUGUCGUGUGGCCUCAUGCGACUGGACUGGGGCGGGACAGUCCCGCGCGACUCCGCCCUUGGAUCAGCCUGUGUCGAGUUCAUUCAUCCAACCGCCAAGGAGUACAUGUGGAAUCACGGCUUUACCCUCCUCGACCCGAAUCACCCGACGGCAGAGGCUGCGCAACAGAGGGCAUCCCUAUGUGUCUAUCAAAUGCAUCUUUCGUCGACCCUAGCGAGCUUCAGGGCGUUGGAGCUGCGUUGGCAGGCUCUAGUCCAGAAGCAUGAUGAGAAAUCCAUCCAAGAGGCCCUUCAAAUCCUCACGAGCAGCCCUAGGUUCGCCAGUGUCCUGUUCAGGAACCAAGAGACGCUUGAUGGGGUACUCCAGAUUGGCGACCCCGACCUCGUUGCCCGGUUCGCCCUCCUCCAGCUAGAGAACUACGAACCAGAAGAUGGCUAUGAAGCUUCAGAAGCGUUUUUUCCCUCCUACGAUCGUACAAGCGAUACGAACUCGGAUUGGGACUGGCACAAUGACCAUGGGUACGAGAAUCCACCAGGCGAUGACACCGACCCGGCUGUUCUCUACUGCCUCGCCGAGGCUGGGCUGGCGUUGACCGGCAGGGAUACCAGCGUUGACACUUGCAUGCAAGGCGUCUUGGAUUGGCUCAUUCAUGCUAAGGCGUUGAUGGAAAAAGACAUUGCCCCGGACCCCGACCUAGCGACAGCCUUGGGCUUGCUCCAACGAUCAUCUGAGCAGGGGUUUCGACUUUUUUGGCGCCAGAGAAUUUUGCUCAUGGCGAGCAGGAGGGAUUUUACAGCACUCAUCCGCAUCCUCGCCGAUCAGUUGACAGCAAGGGCGCAAGACCCAGCAACCAAAGCUGGCCUGUUAGAGGCAGUGCAUGCUGCCGCCGCAAGAGGGAGCGUAACAAUGCUGGCAGUGUUCAUGGAUGAGUACGGCAUGGAUGUGGAAUCACCACACCGAAGUAACACACUGCUGAUCACCGCACUUUACAACGGAAGUCUGGAGGCGGUUAGGUUGCUCCUCCAGCGGGGGGGCAGCGUUCUUGUGAGAUCGAGAGACGGCACUUCUGCCGUUACAUGGGGUUUGCGAGGAGGGGAGAAGAUGGCCAUUGUUGUCUUGGAACACCUGAAAAAAAUGAGAUCGACCCAGUCGCCAGCGAUGCAAGACCAAGACUUCGUCGACGACUGCAACCUUCAGAUGGGGGAAGCUCUGGCCUCCGCAAUGCGGGAUUCCGAAUCAAAGGAGCUUGUCAGGGCCCUGCUAGAUGCCGGAGCCGACAGCGAUGUUGUUGCGUUGCCAAAUGAGGGCUGGAGACCACUCCAUGUUGCCGCCUCCAAUGGAGAUAGUGUCCUAGUCAAUUUGCUGUUGAAGGCGGGCGCCUCUGUGGAUCUCAAGGACGCCAAGGGCCGCACCCCCCUCCACCUGGCCGUUAUGCAAGGCCACCUGACGGCUUGUACCGUUCUCCUUCUCCGUGGUGCCGAUGUCAACGCGAGAGACGAAGACCACGCAACGCCACUCCUACUGGCGAAAGAGGCUUUCGAUUCCAAGAAUUUUCCAGAACUUGUCAGGGCGCUUUUGAACUUUAGGGCAAGGGUCGAGGACAGCUUCGGCAGUGGCACCACCACGGAUCCCCUUAUGCGGGAUUCCCUUAUGGGGUACGCUAUACGCCGGGACAGCGAUGUCAUUCUCAAGCUUCUCCUCGACCGAGGUGCGGCCGCAGUGUUCGAAGCAAAGUACCAACAGACCACCAUGGGGGUUUGUAUUUCUCACAGUAGGGUGGCCUGCCUUCGAUUGCUUAUCAGUCGACCUGAUUAUGACAUCAACGAGAUGGAUUACCUUGGUUACGCCCUGAUUCAUUACUGCGCCGGGGGUAUGUCGUGGAGGGAGCCGAUGUGUGAUACACUCGGCAUGGAGACUGUGGAAAAGCUGCUCAAAAGACCAGACCUCAAUGUCAACUUGCCUUCGUCAAACGGAGAGCUGCCAACAGAAACAUCUUCCCGACAAGCCGCGAAAAGCCCUUCGUCAUUGCCAUUCAUGAGACUUUUACUUGCCCGAGAGGACAUCGAUAUCAACGCGACUGAUGUCCGUGGAGAGCGCACUGCUCUUCACCGUGCAGUUGAGAACCAGCACACCGAGAUGGCGAAGAUGAUCAUAAGCGACCCCCGUACAGAUAUUAACAUGAGCUUUGGCGAGGUUAUAGUAUACACGGCCCUAUACUUCGCAGCCAAGACGGGCAACCUUGAGAUUGUCAAGCUGCUCUUGAACGACCCCCGAUUCAGGAUGGUCAACGAGCCGGAUAAGCACGGUAGCUAUCAUACUGUUAGCCCUUUGCAGGCGGCUGUAUUUGCAAGGAAAAAAAACCCUGGCACAGAAGCUGUGGCAGUUAUGUUCGACUCUGCCUACCUCGACAUCGUGGGGCUGCUGUGUAAGAGGUGUGAUACGGUGUUUCUCAAUCGGCGGACGGUCGAUGGAACAGCGCUUGACAUUGCCAAUUCUGGCUUGCGAGCACGGAAAAGCGAGCUUCGGCAUUUGGAAGAGUUGGCUCAGCAGAGGCAGAUACGAAAGCCAUGGCUGAGUUACGUUUCGCGUGCUGAUGACUGGGGAAACUACGAGGACUCAAAGGAAACUCUGGCCAAGGAAUUGGACGAGUAUGACAGCACCCAUUACGGUGAAACUGAGGGUAGCAGCGCGUUGGAGUGUCGGGUGCAAGAUCUCGAGAAGGAGAUCGCAGCCAGGCAGAAAAUGGUGGACAUCAUCAUCUCGCAUGGUGGUACGGCGACUGAGGAUCCACAAUUCGUCGGGUGGUGCGACUCGGGGUGGUACGGAGUUGACAGGGUCAAGUCGGCGUCCUAUAUCUCGGCUGUUCGCUUGUUGUGCACCAGGUAACGUCUGCCUAUCGGUCCUCACUCGUCGUCUCUGGGCCACAGGGGCCUCGGAGAACAAGUUUUCUUUUGGCUACCGGGAGAGCCUGGAGAGUAGAUGAUUGUAGAAGUGGGCUGAUAUUGAAGGUAACAAAUUUGUCACACUUGCCUUGAUGGGAGGGUAUUCCACCCGGCCCCUGAACCCCUAAUCAGUAUCUGCAUCCCGUUUACGAGGCUGAUCCGAUAUUGACGUAUAGUUCCCAUCGCUAAUUAUCA
Lasiosphaeria miniovina is the source of this 5157-nucleotide messenger RNA. RefSeq lists its product as uncharacterized. Bases 8 to 4906 code for a protein of 1632 amino acids. Gene Ontology annotation, molecular function: protein binding. Lineage: Eukaryota; Fungi; Ascomycota; Sordariomycetes; Sordariales; Lasiosphaeriaceae. The transcript has a single exon. The record is from RefSeq and is a predicted model, not a curated record.